AUGAGCGCGCCCAAACCUUCUGUGCUCAUUCGUCCAGCUUUCGAUUCAGCACUGCGCCGAACGGCCGACCUGAUCACGCAUGCUGGCACAUCGCGAAUGAGCGAGAAAAUAUCGAAGUGUAUCAUCGAAGCACGAUGCACCGAUAACGUGCUCUUCGCUGGCGCUGCCGUCGUUGGCGCCAUCGUGCUCGUUCUCCAGUCGUUCCCAUUAUUCAUGAAUAACUGGGUGUUUCUCACCGAACCGCGCCCCAUAAACAAGACAAAUGAAAACGGUGAGCAGAUGGCUAAUGGUCAAGCCUGA
Cylicostephanus goldi is the source of this 300-nucleotide messenger RNA. The record is from the annotation of a GenBank genome assembly. NCBI's taxonomy places the organism in Eukaryota, Metazoa, Nematoda, Chromadorea, Rhabditida, Strongylidae.